This is a messenger RNA of Metarhizium album ARSEF 1941, 2967 nucleotides long. RefSeq names its product heat shock protein 70-like protein. NCBI's taxonomy places the organism in Eukaryota, Fungi, Ascomycota, Sordariomycetes, Hypocreales, Clavicipitaceae. Gene Ontology annotation, cellular component: endoplasmic reticulum chaperone complex. Gene Ontology annotation, biological process: cellular response to hypoxia; endoplasmic reticulum unfolded protein response; negative regulation of hypoxia-induced intrinsic apoptotic signaling pathway. Gene Ontology annotation, molecular function: ATP binding; ATP-dependent protein folding chaperone. The coding region runs from base 1 to 2967 and encodes 988 amino acids. The transcript has a single exon. The record is from RefSeq and is a predicted model, not a curated record.
AUGGCAAAUGCGCGGCCAUCACCUCUAGUGGUGCUUCUUGGAGCCGUCUUGUUUUUCUCGGCCAAUGUCUUUGCUGUGGCCGCCGUCCUCGGUGUUGAUCUUGGAACCCAGAACAUCAAAGCCACCCUUGUGAGGCCGGGCAGACCCCUCGAGAUUGUCCUGACCAAAGAUGCCCGCCGGAAGGAGACCUCUGCCGUCGCAUUUACGCCAUCCAGUAGCGGCCCCAAGGCUGACCGGUCCCCUAAACGACUCUACGGUGCGGAUGCGAUGGCUGUCGCCGCUCGCUUCCCCGACGAAGUCUACCCGAACCUGAAGACGCUCCUCGGCCUUCCCAUCGACGAUGCCUCCGUGAAGGAAUAUGCAGCGCGUCACCCGGCCUUGCAGCUGCAGGCUCAUAGCAGCCGAGGCACGGUUGCUUUCAAAAACAAGAUGUACGGAGAUGACUGGUUGGUCGAAGAAAUAUUGUCCAUGGAACUCUCCAACGUCCAAAAAAACGCCGAGGCGGCAGCCGGUAAUGGGCUCUCUGUGCAAUCCGUCGUCAUCACUGUUCCUCCUUUUUACACUGUCGAGGAGAAGCGUGCUGUUCAGCUAGCCGCCGAACUCGCCGGCCUCAAGGUCUUGAGCUUAAUCAGCGACGGUUUGGCUGUUGGUUUGCACUACGCUACUAGCCGCCAGUUCCCCAACGUCAACGCUGGCGAGAAACCCGAAUACCACAUGGUCUUUGACAUGGGUGCAGGCUCUACCAGCGCUUCCGUUCUGCGCUUCCAAAGCCGCACCGUCAAAGACGUCGGAAAAUCCAACAAGACUGUCCAGGAGGUCCAGGUUCUUGGCGGCGGCUGGGACAAGGCUCUUGGUGGUGACUCACUCAACCACCUGAUAGUGGAUGACAUGAUCUCACAGUUUGUCGAGACCAAGGGAGCAAAGAGCAUUCCUGUCACGGCUCAGGCUGUCCGAUCUCACGGACGAACAAUGGCCAAGCUGGCCAAAGAAGCUGAGCGGCAGCGACUCCUUCUCAGCGCCAAUCAAGACGCUGCGACCAGCUUUGAGCAGCUCUUUGAAGGUGUCGACUUCAAGUACAAGACUACGCGCGCCGCUUUUGAGACCAUGGCUGAGACUCACGCUGAGAGAAUUGAAGCCGUCGUCAACGACGCCGUAAAGAUGUCUGGUAUUGAACCGAGCGACCUGACUUCCAUCCUCUUACAUGGAGGUGCUACUCACACUCCGUUUGUUCAGAAGGCUCUCGGAAAAAUAGUCGGCUCCGCUGACAAGGUUCGUUCCAGUGUCAAUUCUGAUGAAGCUGCGGUGUUUGGUGCAGGAUUCCGCGCCGCCGAGCUGAGUCCUAGCUUUCGAGUAAAGGAGAUCAGAAUCUCCGAGGGCUCCAUGUACGCUGCCGGUCUGAAGCGUGCUAGCGGUGAGAAGCGACAGCGUGUGUGGACCGCGACCUCACCUUUGGGUGACACAAAGGAAAUCACCUUUACCAACCACAAUGACCUCGCACUUUCUUUCUACCAACAAGUUGGUGACGACGACAGAGACAUUGCCUCCUUGUCGACCAAGAAUCUGACUGCUACUGUGGCCGCCAUCAAGGAGAAAUACCCCUCGUGCGCGGAGUCGGAAAUUGUGUUCAAGCUUGGCGUCAAGUUACGUGCCGAAAAUGGGGAGAUUGAAGUUGCCAGGGCAGCUGUGGAAUGCGAAGCUGAAGUCACCGUCAAGGAACGUAUUGUCGAUGGCGUCAAAAAUCUGUUUGGUCUCGGAAAGAAGGAUCAGAAGCCUCUCAAGGACGAUGACAAGACUGCCGAUUCUAAAGGGUCUGAGAGCUCUGAGGAGGCCAAGUCGUCCAGCUCAUCUUCCACGGUUUCCGGAGCUACCGAAUCAGCUGCUCCAACCGAGGAAGUCAAGGAGGUCAAGAAGAAACAAAUGGUUUCCAUUCCUGUUGAAGUUGUUUUAGAGAAGGCGGGCGUUCCCGCACUGACCAAGUCGGAGCGGAUCAAGAUCAGGGAUAGACUCAAAGCAUUUGCAGCUUCUGACAAGGCUAGGCUCGAGCGCGAGGAGACGCGCAACCAGCUUGAAACCUACGCUUACGAGGCCCGGCAACUCCUGGAGGAAGAAGCCUUUAUCGGGGCCUCGACAGAGAAGGAGCGCGCUGACUUGGCCAAGCAAUCCAGCGUAAUCGGCGAGUGGUUGUAUGAAGAUGGAGUCGACGCUACCACUGAAGUGUUCAAAGCCAAGCUGAAGACUCUUGAAGAUAUUGUCUUGCCUGUACAGUCCAGAAUCGACGAGGCCGCACAGCGACCCAAGAGGAUCGUUGCCCUAAAGGAGUCCAUCAAGCGCAUUAGUGAGUACUUGGACUCGGUGCACAAGCAAAUCGCAGAGUAUGAGGCGUGGGAGGCGACGGCUGAUUCCGCCAGCACCAGCGAACCAUCAACAUCAACGACCUCGGCCCCGGCAGAGAGCCCGACGGGCGAGUUUGAUGGCCUAGAGGACGACGACGCCAAGGACGCCGGCAAGGAAGCCAACAAGGACGGCAAGCGCGAGGAGCAGCCUGGCCCCAAUCCACCUCUUUUUGAGAGAGAAGAUCUCAAGGACUUGGAGACACUUGUCAAAACCACGAAAGAUUGGCUCAGUGAAAUGCAGCCUAAGCAAGAGAAACUGCCCCCUACUGCAAAUCCUGUACUCCUUGUCAAGGACAUCUCCGAGAAAAUCCAGAAACUUGACAAAGUCAGCAUGGAUCUGGCUAUGAAGGGAACCAAACGCUUUGGACCCAAGGCCAAGAAGGCGGCACAUAAGCUUAAGAAGAUGAAGUCAAAGAAGGGCGAAGGCGCAGAAGACUCCAAGGACCAGCGUAUGACGGAAGAGCAACUCGAGGAAUUGAUGGAGAAAAUCAAGGCCAUGGAGAAGGAGAAACAAGCCGAGAAAACGGAGAAGGGCAAGGAGACGGACGAGAAGGCCGGGCAUGACGAACUGUAG